GGGUGUCUAGGAGCACUCGAUGGUACAUACAUUAACGUGCAAGUCCCAUCAAAAGAUAGGGGAAGAUAUAGAAAUCGAAAGGGUCAAGUGUCGGUUAAUGUACUUGGGGUAUGCGAUAGAAAUAUGAACUUCGUCUACAUGCUUUGUGGAUGGGAGGGGUCUGCUGCUGAUAAUCGAGUACUAAGAGAUGCAAUCACUAGGGCAAAUUCACUCCGAGUCCCAAACGGACAAUAUUAUUUGGUAGAUGGUGGUUACACUAAUGGUUCUGGCUUUCUAUCGCCAUAUAGGGGUGUCAGAUAUCACUUAGAUGAAUGGGGUACAGGGUCCCGUACUCCACAAAACUUUAGAGAACUCUACAACCUUCGGCACGCCAAAGCUAGGAACGCGAUUGAACGUGCUUUUGGCAUUCUAAAAAUGCGUUGGACAAUUCUUAGAAGUAACUCUUUUUACCCCAUUAGGACCCAAAAUCGCAUUAUCAUGGCAUGCGCGCUUAUUCAUAAUUUUAUACGUACAACAAUGCCCGAAGACCCCAUCGAGAACGAGAUUCCAGAAUUCCCGAUACCUUCCAACCCACCGUCUGACGACGACUACAUAGAUCAAGUUGAAAGUAGUCCCGAAUGGACCCAGAAGCGCGAUCUCCUAGCCCAACAAAUCAAAAUUGUCAUGGAACCAUCAAUGACAUCGGGUACCGGAAAAGAGGGCGGCGCCACAUCUAAACGCCGUGUGUGGACAUCGGCUGAAGAGAAUGCCCUAGUUAAUGCUCUAAAGGAUAUUGUAACCGAGGGGUGGAAAACGGAAAAUGGCUUCAGAACGGGCUACGCAUUUCAGUUGGAAAAAAAGAUGAAGACCUAUCUUUCAGGAUGUGAAAUUCGUGCUGACCCGCACAUAACUUCCAAAAUGCAUGUUUGGAAGAAAACAUAUGCGAGUUUGGCCAAUAUCAAAGCAAAUAAAUCGGGUUUGGGAUGGAAUGAUGUUUCAAAAAGCUUCUCCUGUGAUGAUGAUAAGUACCAAUCGCUGAUGAAG
Messenger RNA from Striga hermonthica, 1023 nucleotides. The record is from the annotation of a GenBank genome assembly. NCBI's taxonomy places the organism in Eukaryota, Viridiplantae, Streptophyta, Magnoliopsida, Lamiales, Orobanchaceae.